AUGAAUGCUGCUGCUCCUCCUCCUCCCAUCGUCAACCCCUUCUUCGACCUCUCGCUGGUGCCCGGCAGCGACGGCACCUGGUCCCAGCCUCUUCCUGGCCACGGCUACGUCCAGAUCGCCGGAAACCAAGACCCCCGGGCUCCCCACUACUUGACCCAGCUUUCGGACAAGUACUGUAAGAACGGGAAACACCUUCGUGCUGCUACACAACAAAGACUAACAUUGUAUCGCCGACAGNCGACUGCCUACGGAGGAAACUUGCGGUUCACCGGCCUGCCGCACGGUUACACCUUGUGGUGGAGGGCAAAGACCGGCCAGAUCAACAAGAACAGCACUCCGGUCGGUGCCUUCUACGUCUACGGACACCCUAACGGCUGCUUCGCUUCGGUCACCACUUUUAUUGUGCAUCUGCACAACAUGAUUAACGGCAUUGCUGGAUGCCAGUGCGUCAAGUGUCAAUAA
Molecule: messenger RNA, 462 nt
Organism: Aureobasidium musti
Lineage: Eukaryota; Fungi; Ascomycota; Dothideomycetes; Dothideales; Saccotheciaceae
Source: the annotation of a GenBank genome assembly